UCUGACACAGAUAUUUACAUGUGUGACGUUGGAACCAUGCAGAGCCGGGCACAGCUGACAGUGCAGGGUGAGGUCAUUGGCCUGCCAGAGUUGUAUUGAUUAUGUCACAAAUACAACAACUUUGAAGCAUGUGAAGUAGAAUGCACAUAAACAUUAUUUCUGUGUUUUUUUUAUUUAUUUUUUUGUCAGGCCAGAAAGUUUUGAUCUUAGAAGAACUGGAAGAUGCAGAGUGUCUAGAGGGUGACACCGUCACCUUUAAAUGUCGUAUCUGUCCCCAUGACUAUGCUGGGGUCAAGUGGUACCUGGAUGAGACUCUGCUUUACACCAAUGAGCUCAAUGAGAUCAAGAUGAUUACAGGAGGCUACCACACACUAACUUUUACCCAGCUUGCUCGCAAAGACACUGGAACUAUUUCCUUUUCAGCCGGAGACAAAAGAUCCUACGCCUCCCUGUUGGUCAGAGAAAGACGUCCCACGAUUACCAAAGCUCUGGAGGACUGUGAGGCCGUUGAAGGAGGGGGCUUGAUUUUGUCCUGUGUGACCUCUAAGCCGUGUCACAUCCUGUGGUACAAAGAUGGAUGCCUGAUGUGGAGCUCCUCCAGAUACUUUGCCAGUCGCUCUGGCUGUGAGGCUCGGCUGACUAUUCGGGAAGUCUGCAGCACAGAUGCUGGGGUGUACGAGUGCAGCGCUGGAUCUGUCACAACUACAGCAGUUGUCAGAGUCAAAGCCAUUCCUGCAGAGUUUACCCAGUCUCUAUCUGCAGUGGAAGCCAAAGAAGGAGAAACUAUUACUUUAACCUGUGAAUACUCUUUGCCUGGAGUCCAGUUCCAAUGGAGGAAAGGUUUUGAGAUGAUCAGACCUACAGACAGGUUUGUCAUGAAACAGAGGAAAACUGUUAUUUCUCUGACAAUCAAAGCCCUGAGGCUGGAAGAUUCAGGAGAGUACAUAUGUCAGUGCAGAGACCACCACACAACAGCAAGCCUGAAGGUACAAGCGAUUCCAAUCACAUUCACCAAACAUCUAAAGAGCCUGCAGGCUGAGGAAGGCAGUAGUGUUAUCCUGCGUUGUGAAAUUUCCAAACCUGGAGUACCAUUGGAAUGGAGAAAGGAGCAGGAACUCUUGAGGAACGGUGUGAAGUACCAGAUAAGGAGGAGAGAGACAACCCUGGAGCUCCUGAUAUGGAAGCCCGUGCCAGAGGACAGCGGACUCUACAGCUGUGUUUGUGCUGAUCAGAUGACAUCGGCGACUGUUAAGAUCACUGCUCUACCGGUAACCUUCAAGCAAAAGUUGAGGAAUGUGACGAUUGAGGAGGGAAGCACUGCAACGUUACGCUGUGAGCUUUCGAAGCCUGGACACAGUGUAGAGUGGAGGAAAAGAGGGAAUGAAGUGAUCAGGAAUGGAGAAAAGUACCACAUGAAGCAGAGAGAUAUGCUUUUUGAGCUGAAGAUCUUCAAUGUAACGCUUGAGGACAGUGAUAUCUACACGUGCACUUGUGGGGAUGCUGAGACUUCUGCUACACUAACAGUUAAUGUCCUUCCUAUUACAUUCAAUCAAAAGCUGAAGAACCUUCAAGUGGAGGAGGGACACAACAUCACACUGCACUGUGAGAUCUCCAAACCUGGUGCUCCAGUGGAGUGGAGGCUGGGAGGAGAGCCGCUGGAGAAUGAAGAGAAGUACCAGAUAAAGCAAAGAGAAGGCCUCCUGGAGCUGACGAUCAUUGAUGCUGUACCAGAGGACAGUGGCAUCUACAGCUGUGUGUGCAGAGACCAGAAAACAAAAGCUACUGUUAAAGUCGUUGCGGUUCCUGCCUCAUUCAUGGUGCCUCUUAAAAGUCAAGAGGCAGAAGAAGGGAAAAGUGUCACGUUAGUGUGUGAACUGUCAAAGGCAGGAGUUCCUGUUCAGUGGCUAAAGGAUGGAGUGGCGCUGACGAAGGAGGGAAAGUAUGAGAUGAACCUUGAAGGAAAGAAAGCUCUGAUGACUAUUUUAAAUGUGCAGCCAGAAGAUGCAGGAAGGUACAGCUGCAUUGUGGGAGAUGAGAAGACCACAGCGGAAAUUCGGGUAAAACGACUUCCUGUCAUCUUUGAACGGGCGAUCCAGAGCAUGGUGGUAAUAGAAGGAGACAGUGGGACUUUCUCCUGUGAACUCUCCAAACCUGGAGCUCCAGUACAGUGGAGAAAAGGUAAAAUCAUCCUGAAAUCUGGAGAGAAAUAUGACAUGAAACAGGAGGGCCGUGUCACUCAGCUGCUCAUUAACAACGUGGAGGAAAGUGAUGGCGGCAAAUACACCUGCAAGACCAAAGACAGCCUGUCGACAGCUGAGCUCAUCGUCCAAGCUUUACCACCAAAAUUUAAGACGGCAUUAGCGAACCAAGCGGCGACAGAGGGUAACAGCGUAGUUCUGCGCUGUGAGCUUAACAAGCACGCUCCAUCAGUGGAGUGGAGGCGAGAAGGAGAACCGCUGAAGAACGGAGACAAGUACCAGAUCAGGAAGAAGGACCUGCAAAUCGAGAUGAAAAUCACCGACCUCGCCGUGGAGGACACGGGAGAAUAUACCUGCAUCUGUGGAGAAGAGAGAACAACUGCGAGGAUUGAAGUAAAUGAACGGCCGGUCAAAUUCCUUCAAGAGCUGAGGAACCUUCAGGUGCAGGAAGGAAAUGGAGUGACCCUUUGCUGUGAGCUCUCCAAAACGGGGCUGCCAGUGCAGUGGAAGAAAGGCGACAAAGUGCUGACCGUCGGAGAGAAAUACCAGAUGAAACAGAGCGGCUGCAUGCAGGAGCUGCUCAUCAGGAAAAGUCUGCCUGAAGACGGCGGCAUGUACAGCUGCGAGUGUGACGACGUAAGAACCACUGCAACCGUCACCAUAACCGCAAUUCCAGUGAGCUUCAAACAGAAGCUGAAGAACCAGGAGGCCGUGGAGGAAAGUUCUUUGACGUUGCACUGUGAGCUUUCUAAACCAGGAGUGGAAGUGGAGUGGAGGAGAGAUGCUCAACUGCUGAAGGAAGGAGAAAAAUAUCAAAUGAAACUGGAGGGUCGGGUGGCCGAGAUGCUGAUUAGAAAUGUAACUCUGGCUGAUGCUGGGGAGUACAGCUGCUUUGCAGGAGCAGUUGGGACUUCUGCCGACAUCAAAGUCAGAGCCCUUCCUGUUACGUUUAGACGAGAGCUCGGAGACGUGGAGGUGAAGGAAGGAGACAGCGGGGUUCUCUGCUGUGAGCUCUCCAAACCUGGAGCUCGGGUGGAAUGGAGAAAAGGCAGAGUCAUCCUGAAACCUGGUUACAAGUACGAGAUGAAACAGGAGGGAUGCGUAGCCAAGUUGAUCAUCAACAACAUUGAGGAGAGCGACGCCGGGAAAUACAUCUGCAAGACUGAAGACAGCCAGUCAUCUGCUGAGCUCACAGUUAAAGCCCCACCAGUGACUUUCAAAACAAAGCUGAGGAACCAGCAGGUGGAGGAGGAGAGCAGUGUGAUCCUGAGCUGUGAGCUCUCCAAACCCGGCCUCGCCGUGGAGUGGAGGAAAGGAAAGGAGCUGCUCGCCAACGACUUCAAGUACCAGAUCAAAAACCGAAACAGCCUCAUGGAGCUGAUCAUCAAAAAUGCACAACUGGAGGACAGUGGACUCUACAGUUGUGUCUAUGGAGACACCAAGACCACGGCCAAUGUUACUAUCACAUCCAUUCCUCUCACCUUUAAAAUGGGCCUGAAGAACCAGGAGGCCCCUGAAGGAGGAAACGUAUGCUUACGCUGUGAGCUGUCCCGGGCCGGCGUCCCUGUGCAGUGGUGGAAGGGAGAAGAUCAGCUGAGUCAUGGGGGACGAUUUCAGAUGAGCCAGAAGGGGAAGACGGCUGAGAUGACCAUCCGUAACAUCCAGCCGGAGGACGUUGGAGAGUACAGCUGCGUCUUUGGUGGCCAGAAAACGACGGCGGAGGUCAACGUCAGAGCGGCGGCGUCCGUUUUCUUUGAGAAAGAACUGGAGAGCCAAGCGGUGAUGGAGGGAAAACCGGUUCUGCUUUCUUGUGAGGUCUCCAGCGCCAACGUUCCUGUCACCUGGAGGAAGGACAACACCGUAAUGGAAGCAGGAGGUCGUUAUAAUCUAAAGAAAAAAGGCUCCAUACACACUCUGGAGAUCGAUAACAUUCAGCCGGAGGAUGCUGGGGAGUACUGCUGUGUGACCAGAGGAAAGAAGACCACCGCCAAGCUGGUUGUAAGAGAGCGCGUUCGGAUUGUUAAAGAGCUUCAGGACAUGAGAGUGACAGCUGGAGAGGACGCCGUUUUUGUGUGUGAGCUGAGCCAUGCAGAUGUGAGUGAAGGUGUCUGGUGGCUCGGAUCCAGCCCUCUGCAGAAGAAUGAGAUGAACCAGAUGACGUGCCGCGGUCGACAGCACCGCCUGGUCCUCAGCAUGACAACACCCGAGGAAUCUGGGAUUGUGGCGUUUGUCGUCGGUGACGAGAGGACCUCUGCACGUCUGCUAGUGGAUCCUAAACCCAAAGUUUUCUUUGAGGAGAGGCCAAAAGAUGUUGCUGUUAUAGAAGGAGAAACAGCCAGCUUGUGUUGCACCACCUCUGACCACACCUCCUUGGUCACCUGGAGGCGCAACCAAGUUCCCCUUCAAAAUAGUGACAAAUAUGAGAUGCAGAAGAAAGGAAAAGUCAACCUGCUGCUCAUUCAUGAUGUCGAGCCUCAAGAUGCGGGCUCUUACAGUUGUGAUACAGGCGAUGAACACAGCAGUGUCAAACUCACAGUAACAGAACUUCCUCCAUUUUUCCAGGAGGAGCUUCAGAAUGUGGAGGCAGAAGAAGGAGGUUCAGCAGCUUUGUACUGCGAGCUUUCCAAACUAGGUGUUCCUAUUCAGUGGAAGAAGGACAGACUGGCACUCAAAUCAAGCAGGAAACAUGAGAUGAGGCAGGACGGCUGCUUCCUUCAGCUUUACAUCAAAGAGCUGAAGCUUGAGGACAGCGGAACGUACUCCUGUCAGGCCGGGAGCGCAGAAACCGCUGCGUCUUUGAGGGUUACAGAGCUCCCACCGUUCUUUAAGAAAGAAUUGAGAAGUGUGGUGGUCGAUGAAGGAGGGACGGCCUCACUGAAGUGUGAAAUGUCCAAGGCUGGUGUCUGUGUGCAGUGGAAGAAGAACAAGAUGCUUCUUAAAGCAAGCAGAAAGUAUGAAAUGAAACAAGAUGGAUGUCUCCACCAGCUUCACAUCAGUGAGCUCGAUCCUGCAGACGGUGGAACGUACACAUGCCAGGCGGGAAGGGCGGAGACGACUGCAAAUGUCACAGUCAAAGAGCUGCCUCCAUAUUUCAAAAGGCACCUGCAGAACAUGGAGGCUGAGGAGGGAGGUACCAUCUCCCUGUGCUGUGAACUGUCUAAGCCUGGAGUGUCAGUGCAGUGGAAGAAGAACAAACUUCCUCUGAGAGCCAGCAGGAAGUGUGAGAUGAAGCAGGACGGCUGCAUGGUCCAGCUCCACCUGAAGAACCUCACUCUCGAGGACAGUGGCAGCUACACUUGUCAUGCAGACAAUGCAGAGACUUCAGCAAAUCUAUCAGUGAAAGAGCUCACUCCAUUUUUCAAACAAGACCUGAAGGAUGUGGUUGUUCAGGAGGGAGCUACAGUCUCUCUGUGCUGUGAGGUGUCUAAAGAAGGCCUUCCAGUCCAAUGGAAGAGGAACAGGCUGCCGCUAAGAGAGAACAGGAAGUACACCAUGAAGAACAACGGCUGCUUCCUCCAGCUCCAAAUCAAAGAUGCUACACCUGAAGAUGGUGGCAGCUACUCAUGUCAGGCUGGAGCUGCAGUUACCACAGCAGCAGUGACAGUGGAAGAGCUUCCUCUCUUCUUCAAAGAGAAGUUGGUAAACCUGGAAGUGGAGGAGGGAGGUACAGUCUCACUGCACUGUGAAGUGUCCAAACCUGGAGCUUCAGUUCUGUGGAAAAAGAACAAGACGCCACUGAGAGCCAACAAGAAAUACGAGGUGAAGCAGGACGGCUGCAUCCUCCAGCUCCACAUCAAGGAGGUCAAAGCUGAGGACAGUGGAAGCUACAUCUGUCAAGCAGGAAGUGCAGAGACUGCAGCCACUGUGUCUGUGAAAGAGGUUCCACCUUUUUUCAAGAAGCAUUUGCAAAGCAUGGAAGCUGAGGAGGGAGGUACCAUCUCCCUGUGCUGUGAACUGUCUAAGCCUGGAGUGUCAGUGCAGUGGAAGAAGAACAAACUUCCUCUGAGAGCCAGCAGGAAGUGUGAGAUGAAGCAGGACGGCUGUAUGGUCCAGCUCCACCUGAAGAACCUCACUCUGGAGGACAGCGGCAGCUACACUUGUCAUGCAGACAAUGCAGAGACUUCAGCAGAUCUAUCAGUGAAAGAGCUCACUCCAUUUUUCAAGCAAGACCUGAAGGAUGUGGUUGUUCAGGAGGGAGCUACAGCCUCUCUGUGCUGUGAGGUGUCUAAAGAAGGCCUUCCAGUCCAAUGGAAGAAGAACAGGCUGCCGCUAAGAGAGAACAGGAAGUACACCAUGAAGAACAACGGCUGCUUCCUCCAGCUCCAAAUCAAAGAUGCUACACCUGAAGAUGGUGGCAGCUACUCGUGUCAGGCUGGAGCUGCAGUUACCACGGCAGCAGUGACAGUGGAAGAGCUUCCUCCCUUCUUCAAAGAGAAGUUGGUAAACAUGGAAGUGGAGGAGGGAGGUACAGUCUCACUGCGCUGUGAAGUGUCCAAACCUGGAGCUCCAGUUCAGUGGAAAAAGAACAAGACGCCACUGAGAGCCAACAAGAAAUACGAGGUGAAGCAGGACGGCUGCAUCCUCCAGCUCCACAUCAAGGAGGUCAAAGCUGAGGACAGUGGAAGCUACAUCUGUCAAUCAGGAAGUGCAGAGACUGCAGCCACUGUGUCUGUGAAAGAGGUUCCACCUUUUUUCAAGAAGCAUUUGCAAAGCAUGGAAGCUGAGGAGGGAGGUACCAUCUCCCUGUGCUGUGAACUGUCUAAGCCUGGAGUGUCAGUGCAGUGGAAGAAGAACAAACUUCCUCUGAGAGCCAGCAGGAAGUGUGAGAUGAAGCAGGACGGCUGCAUGGUCCAGCUCCACCUGAAGAACCUCACUCUGGAGGACAGCGGCAGCUACACUUGUCAUGCAGACAAUGCAGAGACUUCAGCAGAUCUAUCAGUGAAAGAGCUCACUCCAUUUUUCAAACAAGACCUGAAGGAUGUGGUUGUUCAGGAGGGAGCUACAGCCUCUCUGUGCUGUGAGGUGUCUAAAGAAGGCCUUGCAGUCCAAUGGAAGAAGAACAGGCUGCCGCUAAGAGAGAACAGGAAGUACACCAUGAAGAACAACGGCUGCUUCCUCCAGCUCCAAAUCAAAGAUGCUACACCUGAAGAUGGUGGCACCUACUCAUGUCAGGCUGGAGCUGCAGUUACCACGGCAGCAGUGACAGUGGAAGAGCUUCUUCCCUUCUUCAAAGAGAAGUUGGUAAAUGUGGAAGUGGAGGAGGGAGGUACAGUCUCACUACGCUGUGAAGUGUCCAAACCUGGAGCUCCAGUUCAGUGGAAAAAGAACAAGACGCCACUGAGAGCCAACAAGAAAUACGAGGUGAAGCAGGACGGCUGCAUCCUCCAGCUCCACAUCAAGGAGGUCAAAGCUGAGGACAGUGGAAGCUACAUCUGUCAAGCAGGAAGUGCAGAGACUGCAGCCACUGUGUCUGUGAAAGAGGUUCCACCAUUCUUCAAGAAAGAACUACAAAGCAUGGAAGCUGAGGAGGGAGGUACCAUCUCUCUGUGCUGUGAACUGUCUAAGCCUGGAGUGUCAGUGCAGUGGAAGAAGAACAAGCUUCCUCUGAGAGCCAGCAGGAAGUGUGAGAUGAAGCAGGACGGCUGCAUGGUCCAGCUCACCAUCAAGGAGCUUCAGCCUAAUGACACUGGCAACUACUCCUGCUCUGCUGGAAAUGUGGAGACCUUUGCAUUUGUUCAAGUAAAAGUAGCAACACCGCAGAUUCAACAAAAGUCAGAACCUCCUCCAUUACUACCACGACUAAAAGGAAAUGCCUCUAAGCCAGCUCAAGCUCCUCCAUCAGAAGUUAACUCUGCUCCUCCUGAGCCAAAAAAGAGGUCUAACAGAAAAGCAUCGUUCACAAAUUCAGAAAAAGAUGAGGAGUUAAUUUCUGACUUUAAAGCAACUUUGCUAAAGGAGAAAAAUGAAGUCCAACCAGGCAACCAGCCAACGGAAAGAAACGUCGAGCAAGAUCUAAGGAAAUUGGAGAGGAACAAAGAGAAAGAUGGUGAGAUGCACAAGAAAACUGAAAGGGCACAACCUCAGGAGGAUUGUAGGGAUGCCAGAAAGGCUGAAGAUACAAAAAACGAAGUGUUUAUCGAAGGACGACAACCAAGAGAGAAUUUAAAAGAAUUAGUUCAAUCUGGCUUUGAAGUCAGUCUACCAGAAAGGAUUUUAGGCAAAAGUGAGGUCAAACUGAAAGAAAAGGAAGAAGAACAUAAAAGAGAAGAGAAACUGAAGCAGAAUGGAAAGGAUUUAGAAGAAUUAAGCAAAUCCUGGUUGCAGGAUAAACAGCUGAUGUUUAAAAAGAGGCAAGAGGUGGAAGAACCUGUGAAAGUACAAGGUAUCACAGCAAAGAGAGAAACAGAUCCGAAAGCUGUAGAAAAUAAAGCAAAUGCAGAUGAACCUCUAAAGCCCCCAGAAAGACUUAAGGUAACGGAUCGGUCAGUCAAAACUUUAUCAGAAGAACCUCAGAAAAGUGUCCAUCAUUUGGUAAAAGGUAGGAUGAAUGAUUCAGAAAAAGAGCACAAAUGUGUAGAAGUGUCUUCAGAGAAUCAGCAAGCCCAACCAGAAAAGCUGGAUGAGAAGACAGUGGUCUUUGCUUCACCUAAGGCACCAAAGAGGACGAGAAGCAAAGAAAGAGCGGCAUUGGGAAGACAAUUAUCAAGGGAUACAGAGAUGAAUCGAGAAGAUCAGCAGACAAAAACAUCAGCUGAAGAAAGGAUGAAGUCCAAAGAGAUUGAGGAGAAAUCAAGAUUACAGACCAACCAAAUGAUUACAACAGACAGUCAAACAGGUGGAAAAACAAAGCAGCCAAUAAAACAGAGAGUGAAACCGAUGCCAAAGGAACCUGAGAAGAUAGAGGAAAGGAAGCUGCCGCUUGAGACGACAAGAGCAAGUGAACAGUCAUCAACCACGUCCCCUGAGAUCCCUCUCCUGUUCACUUCUGAGGAUGAAACCUUCUCAGAGGCAUUGGCUGAGCUGCCAACUGUCCAGGUUCUUGCCCCCGAAGCUGAGGGACAAAGGGAACAUCUACCACCUGAGCAUUCUCCUGAAGUCAACUUUGAAGAUGAACCACAAAUGAAGGAGGCUGCCGUCAAGAUCCAGGCAGCCUUCAAAGGCUACAAGACCCGCAAGGAGAUGCGACCCUUUUUCAAGGAAGUCUUCAAGACCCAGAACGCAGACCUUCAUGGUACCCUGACUCUAAAAUGCACCGUCGAGGGAAAACCCAGCAGUGUGCGCUGGUUGAAAAAUGGCCAGCACAUCACCAACGACCAGCGAUGCCGGAUUACGACCACAGAGAAUGGCGAGUGCACACUUGUCAUUAAAAACCUGAUCGACAGUGACAGUGGGGUUUAUACGUGUGAGGCAACAAAUAAAUUUGGUUCGAUUUCCUACAACGGUAACGUCACUAUGGUAAAGUCACAGCCAGCAGCACAGAUGCCAUUACAUCCACCUCUUGCAGCUAUAACCCCUCUCCAGCUCGCUCCGACAAAGCCUGAACCUCAGAAUGAAGCACUCACAUCCGUUACUGGAACUGCAAGUUUUGUAGAGAGCUUUACCCUGUGGGAGACCUACAACCUGACAGAGCAGGACCCAGUGCCAAGACUGCAGGAGAGGAGACAGUCCUCGCUCAUCGCUGUCAGCUCCAUGUCGAGUCCAUCAGAUUAUGAAACGGCUCCAGACAUGAUGGAGACUCCUGAAACUAGGCCAAUCCUGCCCAGGGAAGUACCAAAACUUGCAGAUGAAAGCACUCUGAAUGAGAAGGAGAAGAUCUUAGCUUCACAACCUCUCAAGAAACUCUUGAAAGUUGAAGGACUCCAAGAAAGUAAACUAAGGACACCCUCUCCGAAACAACGGCGAGCCCACACCCCCAUGACCAGCACUGUGUCUGGAUCAGAAUCAGAGGAAGAAGGCGACAGGCGAGAGAUCUUUGAAAUCUACGUAGCUCGAGCCGACUGCAGCCCCACUACUGGGAACAAGGACAGUUUUAUUCUGAAGGAGGGGCAGUUUGUGGAGGUCCUGGACUCUGUUCACCCUGACAGAUGGUUGGUGAAAACCAAACCCACCAAAACGAACCCAACUCGACAGGGCUGGCUGUGUCCGGCCUAUCUGGAGAAGAAAAGGAAGGAGACCUUUCUACCUUUGAGGGCACCUCAAGAGGAUCUUGAUGGAAUCGGGUCGUCAGGAGAAGAAUACAGGAGAGCUCUAAGUCAGCUGAUCCAAGGCCUAAUUGACGGAGAAGACGAGUUUGUGAACGCCAUGAGGACUUUUAUCUCCAACCAGCUCAUCCGCCUGGAAUCCAGGCAUCAGGUCCCGGUCAACAUUCUCAGUCAGAAAGAAAUAAUUUUCAGGAACAUCAAGGACAUUGUGCUUCUGCAUGAAGGCUCCAUCCUUCCAGCUUUGAGAGAGUGCGCCACAGACGACGACGUUGCCGCUCUUCUGAUCAAACAUCGAGAAGAUUUCGAGAAGUAUCUUCACUACAUGGUGGGACAGGCACAGGCCGAGGCCUGCAUCACUGACAAGGCUGUCCAGCAGUGUUUCAAAGAGUUAAUAGGAUCUGAGAAGCUCGGCUUCCCGGUUAUGGAUGUUCUUACCUUCCUUCAACAACCAGUAGAGAGGAUUCAAACCUACCAAGCUUUGUUAAAAGAAUUGAUCAAGAACAAAGCUAAAAGUGGCCAAAGCUGCUACCUGUUGGAAGAUGCUUUCUCUGUGGUGUCCUGCUUGCCUUGGAGGUCCAACAACCUCCAUCAAGUGUCUCUCAUUGAGAACUACCCAGCCCCUCUUACAGCUCUGGGGGAGCCCGUGCGACAGGGAGUUUUCACAGUGAGAGAAGAGUCUCCUGAAAUAAAAGCAGCCUCUAGAGGGCAUCAGAGGCAAGUCUUUCUCUUUAAGGAAUGUGUUGUUCUGUGUAAGCUGAAGAAAGACUCCAACAUGAACAAAGAUACUUACACAUUUAAAAACAAGAUGAAGCUGAAUGAUGUGGAGAUACGAGAGUCUGUAGGUGGAGAUGAAAGGUCUUGGGGCUUGUGGCACGAGCACAGAGGCUCUAUUCGCAGAUACAUUCUCCAGGCCCACUCCUCGUUAGCUAAACUGUCCUGGCUGAAGGACCUAAAGGAGCUUCAACAGCGCUGCAGCCUCAACACCAACAGCUCACCAGUUUUUGAGUCAGAGCUGUUGGACUUUGUUGCAAAAAUAGGUCAAACUAUAAAACUGACCUGCAGAGUGUCUGGAUCUCCAAAACCUCUUAUCAGCUGGAUCAAAGACGGUCUUCCUUUGGAGGACGACCCGCGUCACAUCAUCACCGCAGACCGCUCAGGAAGGUGCAGUCUGAUUCUGGACAGCCUCACUCCUGAUGACUCUGGACAGUAUUUGUGCUACGCUACGAGCUGUAUGGGUAGUGCUGGCACUCUGGCUAAGGUGGUGGUGCAGGCUCCACCACGGUUUGUUAGUCGAUUGGAGAGCGCUUGCCUGAUAGAAGGAGAGGAUAUUCAGUUCUGUUGUUCCACGUUCCCCAUUCCUUUACCACGAGUCAGGUGGCUGAAAGAUGGCAGAGAGCUGACUGACCAGCACAAAUACUCCAUAGUGAGUGAUGCUCGGAGUGGUAUUUUAUCUCUGACAGUCAUCGCAGCAACAGAGGCUGAUAUUGGACAGUAUGAGUGUGAGCUUUGGAAUGAACUUGGCUGCGUGAAGUGUAAGGCCGGCCUGUGUCCUGCCUUUGUCCCGCCGACUGACAAUGAGAAGGACCAGCCGCAUGACUUACCUGCUAAAGAUGCUGACUCGGAGGGUUGGUCUGCUGCGUUUGUGAAAAAAUGGUUACAGACAGAUUUUAGCCCCACCUCUAUUGCACAGAAGAUUUUUCCACAGGGAAACUCUGAACAUCCAGAAUUGAAUCCUGAAGCUGAAGUCUCAGAACCGCAUCGUGCCGUCCAGCAUCCUCUUUAUCUAGAAGAGGAAGAGGAGGAGAUCUACAUCUCAGAGCAGAUGCAGGAUAUUACUGAUGCUCCACCCUUCAUCCAGGUUUCCACUGAGGACCUGUGUGUACAACCAGGGCAACAGGCAACAUUCACAGCGAUUGUGACAGGAAGACCUGCUCCAAAGAUACAGUGGUUCAAGGAUGGAGAGGAGCUUAUAGCGAAUGAGAAUGUAAAGAUAGUACAACAUGGUGCACGUUGCUCCAUGACCAUAGUGUGCAGUGAGGGCGAGGACAGUGGCAUAUACACCUGUUAUGCUCACAACGACUCUGGCCACGCCUGCUGUGAAGCACAGCUUACAGUUGAAGAGGGUCCACUUGAGUCUCAAGAAAGAGAGGUGGAGCUGGGUAAAAGAAGAAAACUUUUCUCCGUGUAUGAUGUCCAUGAUGAGAUUGGAAGGGGAACAUUUGGGGUGGUGAAGCGUGUCAUUCACAGAAGAACGGGCGAAGUCUUCGCUGCCAAGUUUCUGCCUCUGCGGAGCAGCAAUCGUACCCGAGCAUUUCAGGAGAGGGACCUGCUCUCCCGCCUGGCUCAUCCCAGGAUCGCCUGUCUGCUGGAUUUCUUCUGUACCAGGCGGACGCUGGUUCUGAUCUCAGAAAUGUGUUGCUCACAUGGACUCCUGGAUCAUUUGUUUCUGCAAAGCUCCGUCUCAGAGAAAGAGAUUCAGUCCUAUAUCCAACAAAUUCUCGAGGGAGUUGGUCAUAUUCACAGCAUGAACAUUUUGCAUCUUGACAUUACGCCCGAUAAUAUUUUAAUGGUUUAUCCUCCACGAGAUGAGAUCAAGAUCUGCGACUUUGGCUUCUGCCAAGAAAUAGACGCAUCCCGACAUCAGUAUAGUAUGUAUGGAACACCCGAGUUUGUUGCCCCUGAAAUUGUUCACCAAGAACCUGUCACUGUGGCCUCCGAUAUUUGGGCUGUGGGUGUGGUAACAUACCUGUGCCUGGUGGGUCGAUGCCCUUUUGUUGGAGAAACUGACCGUGCAACGCUGUUGAUGGUUGGGGAGGGAACUCUAAACUGGGACACUCCAGACGUUAACUGCAGAAGUCCUGAAGCCAAGAAGUUUCUUCGUAUGGUCCUUCAACCAGAUCCAGAGAAGCGUCCAUCUGCUUUUGAUUGUUUGAGCCAUGAGUGGUUCCAGGAUGAAAGUGCUGGAGAAGACACAGACGACAUCAACACAAGGAGUCUGAAAGUCUUCAUCUCUAAGAGGAAAUGGCAGCGUUCUCUGAUGUGCAUCGGUUCAGUUCUCACGCUCAGACCCAUUCCCGAGCUGCUGGAUUCUCCUCUCAGAGACACCUCUGUGACAGUUCCCAGAGAGCCUCAGGCGCACAGCAGCACCUCCCUGAGCAGCGGCUCCUCGUCUGAGUAUGACGAAGCGGACUCCUGGGACUUCUUCCAACACUGCAGCCAGACUGAGGAGGAGGUGGAAACAGAAGAGGAGUUUGAUCCCAUGGCGGAGAGGGCACGAAUCCCGGAGCCGUUUUCUAAAUACCAAUUUGGAGGGGAGGAUGAUGAAGGCACACUUGGGGAGGAAGAGGAUGGGGAGUUGUCGGAAAGGAGGACUGGAAUGGAGCGGAGUAUCAGCAGACAGUCCUUCGCUUCAUCAACAACAACAGAUCUAGGAACUCCUCAAAGAGAGCGUCGCUUCAGCAAAGACAGCAAUCCCUCCCUUUAUCUUUCUGAAGGGGACGAGGGGUCGGGCAGCGAUGGAGGACGGAUCCCUCGAGGGAGCGUCAUCCGCAGCACCUUCUACAACAACUCCCAACAACUUUCCCCCAUGUCUGCCAGACACAUGACAAUGAGGGACAAAUUCCAGGCAAAGAAGCAGGAGAGAGGCCGCAAACCCCUGCGGAGGAGCUUCUCGGGACGUCUCAACGAGCCUCUCAUCGAAUACGUGGAGGACGAAACCGAAACGGGUCGUAGUCAAAGGCGGGGAUCCGUCCAGGCCGCCAUGCAGAAGUCUUGCUCUUUUGACAGUGGAGUGAGCCUUGCCCAUAUUAAUCUACCACCUCACAGAAGGAGUAGGUCUCUGGAUGAGUAUUCACGAAGAUCUCCCUCGUCACCCACUCACGUCAGGAGAAGUGAUGAGGAGGGUUCUCAAAGCAUGAAGGAGGACUUCACAGAUUGUGAAGCGUCAGGAAGAACCCUGCCGUCUGCGCCGAGCUCUCAGCGAGCAACAAGAAGGAGAGGUUCUGUCGCUCCCGGACAAAGGAGUCAGACUCUGAGUGGAUCAUCUGCAGCCUCAGAUUUCAUUGCUGGAGGCAGAAUGGGGCAGGCGGAGACAGAGGGAGAAGCGCUCACUGGUUCCCAAGGCUCUUUGGCUGAGUCAUUCAUUCUAGAGCAUGGUGGCUCUGAGUCCUCAAGCCGACUUGGCUCGUUUGAGGAGCUGAGUCAUGGUCACCUGAGAGAAAGCCGCAGAUCCGGAGAGAGUGACGGAUAUGAUGAACAGGCCGAGCUCCUCCUUCCUCCGUCUCCAUGCUCAUUUCAGCGAGUAACACCCAGAAGCUCAGUGCCUCAAGCACCGCCGCGUAAUCGCACACGCUCUAACCCGAAUCUAGCUAACAGCAGGGGUCAAUCGGGGACACCUAGCCCAAGUCCCAGCCUCUGCUCGCUACAGACUCCCAACAGGCCCCCAAGAGCCCGGGAUAGAAAGGACGGCCUUCAGAGACACGCUUCCGCUCCAGCCCUCGAAGCUCCGCCCCCUUCAGGAAAGUCACCAAAACUGGGAAUCCUCAAGUUUUUCCGUAGGCAGUCCUGGACUGGUCAUUCCUACUCCCAGCUGGAUAGCACAGAGUUGGGCCCCACACUGGGAGAAAUCAUGAAACCCGAUACCCCCACCAUGUCUCUGAGAAAGAAGAUGAGAGCUUCGGCAUCCAGCCUGACAAAACUGUUUUCAAAGUCGUCCAGUAAGGAGGAUUUGAGUAAAAAAGGGCCAAUAGUAAAAGGAUCAGACCUGAUCCCACCCGAGAAAGAGCGCAGAAGUUCCCUGGAAAAGAAAAGCUCAAAGAUGUUUUCAUCUUUUAAAAUUCCUGCAUUUAAGAGAACACAAGUUCAUCCCAACAAGCCCGAGGUGCUGCAGUUGCACAGAGGUGGGGUUCUGCUGGUGUGGAGGCCCGUUCAGUCCAGUGAUCCCGUCAGUUACUGUGUACAGUACUGCACAGACGGUGGGGAAUGGACCAUUCUGGCGGAUCAGGUGACCGACAGCUGUUAUGCGGUGAAGGACCUACCAAGAGGGGCUUCUUAUGUGUUCAGGGUGGGUUGCAUCACCAAAUCAGGAUCAGGACCUUUCAGUGAAGCUUCAUCUCCUGUCGUCAUGGCGACUCACCCUGAAGAGACUCCCAUUCCUCUUGUUCAGAUUGAAUCACUGGAGUCGAAGGUCACCAUAGAAGACGGCCAGACGUCAAAGAGCUACAGCUUCCUAUCUGAGAUCAACAGGGGUCGUUUUAGUGUUCUAACCUUGUGCAGGGACGCUGAAACCAGCCAAGUGUUUGCUGCUAAGAUCACUUCUUACCAGUCAGAGCAAAGACAGCUGGUUUUACGGGAAUACCAGCUGCUGAGGAGGCUCCAUCACCCUCACCUGGUUCAGCUGCACGAUGCUCUCAUCGCCCCUUCACAUGUGGUUCUGGUGGAGGAGCUGUGUCCUGGCAAGGAGCUGCUCCACAGUCUGGCUGCCAGAGAUCUGUAUGCAGAGACUCAUGUCACAGAGUUGCUGGUUCAGAUCCUCGGCGCCGUCGACUACCUUCACAGCCGGCGGGUCGUUCACUUGGACCUGAAGUCUGACAACAUGCUGGUGGACGACUGCAACCACCUGAAGAUCGUGGACUUCGGCUCGGCUCAGUGCUUCGUCCCCGGUCAGCCGCUCCACAUCGAGCACAUUCACGGCCUCUCCGACAGCAAAGACUGCCGCAGCAAAGUCUAUAUUGUUCUUCCUAAAGCUCCUGAAAUCCUGGAAGGACAGGGUGUGGGUCCGGAGACGGAUGUGUGGGCUAUCGGAGUUCUGUCUUUCAUCAUGCUGAGUGCUGACAGCCCGUUUCAGGCGGACCACAGCAGGGAAGAGGACCGGAACAUCAAAAAGGGGAAGAUCCAGUUUGGAUGCUGCUACCCGGGUCUUUCUGAGGGAGCCUUGACCUUCAUGAAGAGCAGCCUGAACAACAAAUCCUGGGGAAGACCCACCGCCGCCGAGUGUCUCCAGAACCCGUGGCUGCGGGCCCAUCGGGCCACGCACAGAGCCAGGUACUCCAAAGUGUGUUUCUCCACCGACAAACUCAAAGCCUACCUCGAGCAGAAGGAGGAGAAGCGAGAUCAGGUGCGCACAAAGAUCCAUAGCCCUCUCCGCUAGAGAAAUGACGCCAGACUGGAGGUUUCCUCUCUAUCUUUCAUGAAUUCGCAUCCAGAUGGAUCCAGAAGAUAAUUGUUUUUGUCCCUUGUUUCAAAAUGGGUCUUAAGACGUCUUCCUGAGUGUUUGUGUGUGUUUUUUAUGCUUGGUUUUAGAAGAAAACAUAUCAGGGAUGAAGCUUUGCUGAAAUCCAGGCGGCGCAGCGACGCACGAGCUGCAGAAUCUGACCUCAGAAAGUGAUGCAGUAACGCUGAAAAGAAUGCAUGUUUUCUUUUCUUUGAAGAUAAAUGUAGUUUUUCAACUUUGCAUGAGCCGUCAUACAUUUUAAAGGCAAUAGAAGUUUCUUAAAUUCUUUAAAAAUUCUGGGUAAAUCACCCAUCCCUGUAAACCCGAAAAGUGAAAAAUAUUUAUUAAAAGUCUCAGAAAUGUGAUGAA
Oryzias melastigma (Indian medaka) is the source of this 16979-nucleotide messenger RNA. It is a transcript of the gene obscna, whose product is annotated as obscurin, cytoskeletal calmodulin and titin-interacting RhoGEF a. NCBI's taxonomy places the organism in Eukaryota, Metazoa, Chordata, Actinopteri, Beloniformes, Adrianichthyidae. The coding region runs from base 141 to 16547 and encodes 5468 amino acids. Gene Ontology annotation, biological process: protein phosphorylation. The transcript has 70 exons. Gene Ontology annotation, molecular function: protein binding; guanyl-nucleotide exchange factor activity; protein kinase activity. The record is from RefSeq and is a predicted model, not a curated record.